AUGGAACAAGGUCGAGGAGGAGUUUGGAGAAACCACCUCCAGGCCGACGGUCUGGACACGCUCACGGCUCAGAGGAAGAAGCACAGAGCGUCCACCCGAGACCCCGCCCCUCAUUAUAAUACGCAGAAGGGGUCCGGAGGCUCCGCCCACAGGCUCAGAGGGUUCCACCCACAGGGUCCGGAGGCUCCGCCCACAGGCUUAGGCAGUUUGGGAGAGAGACUUAGGGAGCUGCUCCUUCACUCUGAUUAUUCGUCUGUGAGCUCAAGGCAAGAGCACUGUCCUCCAGAGGGCGCUGUCCUCCAGCUGUGGACACUGUCCUCCAGCGGGCGCUGUCCACACAGUGUCCACAGCUGGAAGACAGCACUGAGACACUCCUUGUCUUUGCUGUAA
Messenger RNA from Knipowitschia caucasica, 390 nucleotides. The record is from the annotation of a GenBank genome assembly. Lineage: Eukaryota; Metazoa; Chordata; Actinopteri; Gobiiformes; Gobiidae.